UUGCUGUACUGUUUAAUCUUUUUGUGUGUUUGCAGCUGCUGCCACGUCAUUUGCCGUACCAGGACGGGCCUCGGGAGUGAAAACAGGGUUCAUGAAUUGAUUUCCUCAGCGAUGAGGUUGUGCCUUCUGCAGUCGCUCCUCCACCGACACCUAGAACAGCCCCUCAUACAUCUGAGACACCACACAUUGUGCCUUCUGCAGUUGUUCCUCCACAGACACCCAGACCAGCCCCUCGUACACCUGACACACCACACACUGUUGCCUCUGCUUUUGUUACUCCGCCGCCACGACCAGACCAGGAUAUCAGCAGUUGGACCUGUUCUUAUCCCCAGAAAGUGUGGAUGAGGACAGAGCUCAAAUCCCUAAGACUGUGGCCUGGGUCCCACCAUAUGCUCAAGCCAGGAAAUGCUCUUUCAUUAUGGCGUCUCCCUCCACAGCCAGAGCUCAUUGACACUGUGUCGGUGCUCCCAUCCCGCAAUUUCUUUCAGCUACAUCCUUUUUUUAUUUGGAAACCAGAGAGUGACAUCAUGGUGAGAUUGAGAAACAAUUACAUACUCCCGUGUCUUCAUGGCUGUCCAAAGCCAGAUGUAGUCUCGGCUGGUGUGGGUAGGCCUCGAGUGAUUGUUGGUACCAGUGGACAGUACUACGUCUUUGCUUCACGCCUUCGGUGCAGGACGUGCAAGAGAAUCUGGUUUGCUGAUAGUCCUCGGUGGCUGGAUAUACUACCGAAGCGCUUCACAAACAUUCUGCCAGCAUUCUUGACCUACAAAAAGGCCAUUUGUAAGUCUGUGCUCCAUGAGCUGAGGCGCAGUGGCAAGUCACCCUCAGACAUGGCAAACCAGGUGAAUGAGCUGAUGCACCUGAAAUAUGAACAGUCUCACCUGGCAUACCUGCACAGCAUACAGAACGUCUGGGAUGCUGAGGCUGGGGUUUACGGGCAGAAGACUCUUGGUCAGCUUGUGCAAAAGGAUGACACGCCACAGCCUUUUGGAGCAUAUGAUGAAGUAGAUGGGUGGUGUGGAGUCUCUGUCUCAGCGCACUACCUGACUGACUGUCUCAUCAACGAGUACCGGCACCAAGAGCCAGCCAUCAUCAAGCUCUUGCAGGGCACUUUUGGACAGGUCUUGCGGUCUGACCACACCAGGAAGGUGGCACGAAAAGUGACCUUGUCAUCUGACACCAUGUCAAGUUACGCGGUCAUGAAUGAGAACUGGAUGGUUGCCUCCUGGGUGAUGGUGCAGUCUGAGAUGGAGAAGUCCCUCGAACCCAUGUACCAGGGGUUAGCCAGGAGGUACAACAAUGCAGGGGUGGAGAAGGCCAAUUAUCACUGGGUAGACAGAGUUUGUUGCGCGGCUUUCAGAAUCCCAGACCUUCACCACGGGGAGCACUUCAACUGGGAUGCCUGGAGGACCACACCAUCAAUUGUCACUGAGGCCACUGCUGGGACCCUGGAAAAUGCCUGUGCAUCCCGCACACAUUACAACUCCAACAUUGUGGUCAAGUUGGAUUUGUUCCACAGCAUGAGGCGUUUCACACGGGAGUGCACCUCAGAGCAUCAUCCCCUUUUCAGCACCUUCUGCCAGCUCCUCUCUGCUGCCUUUUCUGUUGUGGAUCAGGAGGACCUGCAGAAGCUCAAGGAUGCCUACCAGUUCUGUGGAAUUCAGCCACCAACUCCCACAAAGCUGCACAUCAGAGAGCACUGUAGGAUCAGAAUUCCACAGUCAACAGAAUUGGUCGACAGAGUGGAGAAGGUUCUUCAGCAUUUUCACCUGACCACAGACCCCAAUAACGUCCCUCUCUACAAACCAUCAACGCUGAAGACGUGGCGGAUCCAGAGGGUGCACAUUCUCCGUGGGUGCCUCAGUGACCCUGUGGUGACAGAGGGAAUCAUGUACAGAUAUGGGGGAACUCCGCAGCUUAACCAUGUCCCUGGUGAAGGUGCAAAAGUCCCCAUCUGGAUUCCAGUAAGAGGAACCUCACAGCAGGAGGGGUAUCAUUUCCACCAGUCCCAGUGGAUUACUGGAACUCAUGUGUCCUGUGAAUUGUUCCAGGCCCAGGGCAUGACGGGGGUGGCCCGAUGGAACUACAAAAGGCUUCUGGACCUUAAGCGGCCAGAUGUAAUCCUCCCACCUGUGUUUGAUCCAUUACUGAUCACUGAGCUAAACUCUGCUUCAAAGAGAGUGACUGGCAAGGACAAGUACCCUAUACUUCACCUCUCCGAGAGGGACACCGAGGAGAGGUUUGGCCUUGAAUACGUAGAACCAGAGUGUCGUCCAGUUCCACUUGACUGGAACAAACACAGGUCGCAAAAGAAAGAGGAGUCUUCCAUUCCCGUGCCUCUCCCCCCUGGUCCAACACCAUCGACAAACACAGCCCCACCCAAUGCUGUGCCCAUGCCCCAGCCACCCCAAGUUACACAGUUACCAAGUCCUGUCUGUGUACAGCCAGGACAUAUUGACAAGGCUGGAUGACAUCAAGGCCAAGCUGACAUCCACGCUUGGCACCAUCUUAAAGAUGGAUUCAACCAAGAAGAUCACUAAGAAGCUUGCCGGGACAGCCAAGGGGACAGCACUCUGGCUCACCUCCGUGGGCAAUGAGUAUGGGCAGAUACUCAUGAGUGUGCUGACCGCUCAGGAGGGAGCUGGACUGGACCCGAUGGCAGCUGACCUGGUGAGGAGGUACCAGCAGGCCGGCGUGGAUCCCCCUGUUGCCCUUUAUGUGGACUGUGGCUGUUGUGCUGCUGCGGCUGAGGAGACCAAGCUGAAGGCCAGAUUCAGCGGGUGGCCAGACCUUACCAUCGUAAGGCUGGAUAUCUGGCACUUCAUGCGCCGGCUGGCCCUGGGAUGCACAACAGAUGCACAUCAGCUGUACCCACUCUUUAUGUCUCUCCUGUCAGCUUGCAUUUUUGAGUGGGAUGCAGCUGACUUAGCUCUGUUGCGUGAAGCAAAAUCCCAG
Molecule: messenger RNA, 2955 nt
Organism: Dicentrarchus labrax (European seabass)
Lineage: Eukaryota; Metazoa; Chordata; Actinopteri; Moronidae
Exons: 7
Coding region: 342-2471 (709 amino acids)
Source: RefSeq, a predicted model, not a curated record